Helicoverpa armigera (cotton bollworm) is the source of this 975-nucleotide messenger RNA. RefSeq names its product large ribosomal subunit protein eL22. Bases 1 to 975 code for a protein of 324 amino acids. The transcript has a single exon. NCBI's taxonomy places the organism in Eukaryota, Metazoa, Arthropoda, Insecta, Lepidoptera, Noctuidae. The record is from RefSeq and is a predicted model, not a curated record.
AUGUCUAAUAAGGCUGGAGGAUCAAACUUCGGCGCGUUUGGGCCGUACUUGGGUACCCGCGCCCGUACUCGAUCAACUAUGCAUACAGACACGGGGCCUGGACCAAGCGCAGGUACCAGGUCUCGUACCAAGGCCAGCAUGGAAACGAGAGCGGAGGAGAGCUCGCCUACCAGCUCAUCUACCAAAAAAAUACAAGCCAGCAGUCAGAGCUGUUUAAAAAGCAGCUUUGAAGCGUCUAGUGGUACUAAUCAAACCGCUGCAAUUGCGGGAUCUAAACCAGUUGCAUCUAAGGCAGCCGGAAAAUCAGCCGCAGCAUCAGCCACAGCAUCAGCCACAGCAUCAGCCUCAGGAUCAGUUGCAGCAUCAGCAUCGGCUCUGGCAUCGGCUUCUGCGGCCCCGGCAUCAGCUUCUGCGGCCACAGGAGCAGCAGCGCCAGCGGCCCCAGCAGCGGAAGCCCCAACAUCGCGUCAAGAAAUCAAAGCGAACUACAGGAAAUCGGCGCAGAAACCUGAGAAAAUGAAUUUGAUAUUUUAUCUCACAAAACAACACACAGAAAACGUCAAUGAUGAAAUUUUGCGACUUGAAAUCGCAUAUUAUUUGUUUGACUUUUAUAUGAAGAGUCUCAAGAAGCCGAGAGGUGGUGUCCCGCUGUCCUUAGCAGAUAAAUAUAGAAACACCUUAACAUAUAACAGUGCGAAAGGUUACGCUCAUCAAAUUAAUAUUUUGGAGGCAGCCAUACAGGAGCGCGAACUAAAAGAAGCUGGGUUGAUUGACCCAAGCAUUCCUGCAAGCGUUUUGCAAGAGGAGUAUCCCGACGACAGCGAGGAUGAGGAGGAGGUCCUAAAUAACCUAGUCAUAGACGCUCGUCAGCAAGAGAGGCUAAGAAAACUGAAUGCUGACAUGACUGCUGCACUCGAGGAGUUGCAUCGCGCCAACGCGAUGUAUGGACCAAGCGCCGGCUUCUUCGACGAGUAA